This is a messenger RNA of Pseudomyrmex gracilis, 1591 nucleotides long. RefSeq names its product methyltransferase-like protein 17, mitochondrial. Gene Ontology annotation, molecular function: methyltransferase activity; structural constituent of ribosome. The record is from RefSeq and is a predicted model, not a curated record. The coding region runs from base 166 to 1548 and encodes 460 amino acids. The transcript is spliced from 10 exons. Gene Ontology annotation, biological process: translation. Lineage: Eukaryota; Metazoa; Arthropoda; Insecta; Hymenoptera; Formicidae. Gene Ontology annotation, cellular component: mitochondrial small ribosomal subunit.
CGAGAUUACUGAUCACGUUGGAUUAUUUUCGGAACAAUUUUAAUUCACCGGGCGAUUGCAUUGUAGAUACGAGUUUUAUUCGCGAGUUUUUCGGUUGAAUUUUUUUAAUGACAAAUGUGUGAAUUGUUGACUUAUUGAGAGGGGUUUAAUUUUAUUGUAUAUAAUAUGGUGAAGCUAGUUGUGCCAAGAGUACAUUGGACAGGAUUUGUACCCUCACGAUGUUUGUCAGCAAAGCCAAAAGCUAUACUCGAUGAUGAAACAUUGAAUUUGAUUUCUAACAAUGAUCUAAAAUAUAGGCAUCAUCCUGGUAUUGUCAAACCUAGAACACCAGUAUUCCCAGCAUGGGCAUCAAAGGAAACAGAAAAUAUUUUGAAAGAAAAGAAUAACAUAAGCUUGAAGGAAUUGAAAGAAAGUGUAAAAAAAUUACUCCGUCAUUUGCAUGGUCGUCAUCCACCGCUGGAGCAAUCACAACUGUUGGAAAAAUUACAAAAAGUAGAAAAACAUUUGAAUGCUAAUCGUAAUCAGAAUAUAUCUAUAAAAGACAUAGAUUUUCAUAAGAAUAGAAGAGCAAGGCAAAUUUUGAAGACCAAUGUAUACAAUUGGCAACCAAUUAAUUUUGACAAGCUCACUUCUUUUACGUAUCUGCUCAGUAGAGGAGUUCAAAAUUAUGCGGUUAUACGUAGGAUUCUGGAUGAGAUCAGAGCACGUGACAAAGAAUUUAAGCCUAGAAGACUUUUUGACUUUGGCUCUGGCCUUGGUACAGUCAUGUGGGCUGCUUCCGAAAUUUGGUCAGACUCGCUAAAGGAAUAUCUUUGCGUCGAAGUAUCAGAACCAAUGAUUGAACUGUCGGAAAGAUUAGCAAAAGUUGCCACGCCCGAAAUUAAAAAAAUUUUUUAUCGCCAAUAUUUUCCUGUCUCUGCAGAUCCCACUUACGAUAUUGUAGUGAGCGCAUAUUCUUUAUUUGACUUGCCAGGUGCAGAAUCACGUCUCGAAACGAUAUUAAAACUCUGGAGAAAAACCAAAGAUUACUUAAUUAUUGUAGAAGAAGGAACUAACGCAGGCUUUAAGUUGGUGAAUGAAGCGCGAGAUUUUAUCCUCAAGUAUGUGAACUCAAAAUACAAGCGCGACAUACAAUUUGCACAUAUUUUCUCACCUUGUCCGCACGACUUAAAAUGUCCAAGAUUUGCCACAGAUGUUACCCCAUGUAACUUUGAAGUCUUGUAUCAUCCAUUCAAAUUUUUGGACAGUCAUCAACAUGAAUCGGAACUCUAUUCCUAUGUUGUGUUGAAGAAAAGCAAACGAACUGAAGACGAUGAGCAGUGGCCGAGAAUUGUGCGAGAAACGAUGAAUCGUUCUAAUCACACAAUCUGUCGCAUGUGUACUUCCAACGGCGAACUGAAAGAGGAGAUCUUCACAAAAUAUAAACAUGGAAGGCACAUGUAUCGUUGUGCGAGAAACAGCAAAUGGGGCGACAGAUUACCUCUACAUUGGCAAGACGUGGAAGAAAUUGAUACAAGUAAUGAAACGAUUAUUGAAAAUACUAAAUAACAAAAUAAAGUUUGUUGUUUUAAAACAAUCCAAUAAACAUUUU